CGGGACUUUGGCUUGGCUCGCCAUUUAGCAACAAGGGCCCCGGAAGAGUCGCAGCUCGGGAGAACAUGUGCUCUGAUGAUUAUUUGUGGCAUUUCCCAGAUGGUGACACAUCAGGACGCACAGCUCCUCACCUCCACGCGCGCCUCCUCCCUGUCCUGUCUGUCCUCUACCAACACAGCUGGGAAGUUUAUUUUCGUGGCUGAAGGUGUACGAUGAACGGACACCGGCUCCGCCGUUUGGUCAUUUACGCGUUUAAAGACAAUUUAACAGAGAAUGAGGGGGAAAGAAAUCCGAUUCUUCUCCUCAGACUUCAGUUCUUAUUCUUCUGACCGGAGCGUAUGAUUCAUCGGGAGAAAAGGCAACUUUCAUGUUGGGCAUCUAUCAUCUGCGGGUGACGUAAAGCGACUUAGAAAGUUAUGGAGCGCUCCGGCCAAGUCGAACCGACCCAACUGGUGAACACCACGAACGACAGCUUCACCGCGGAUUCAGUCACAGUGGAUGAUAACACGGAGAGUCUCGCCUAUCAAAUCAGCCUGGCGGCGAUUUUAUCCGUCAUCACACUCGCCACCACGCUGUCCAACGCCUUCGUCAUCGCCACCAUCUCCCAGUCGAAGAAGCUGCAAACUCCUGCCAACUUUCUCAUCGCAUCACUCGCCGUCACCGACCUGCUCGUGUCGAUCCUGGUGAUGCCCAUCUGCGUCCUCUACACCGUCAUCCACACCUGGACGCUGGGGCAGAUAGUGUGCGACGUGUGGCUCUCCUCUGACAUAACGUGUUGCACCGCGUCCAUCCUGCACCUGUGCGUAAUCGCCCUGGACCGGUACUGGGCCAUCACGGACGCGGUGGAGUACUCCAAGAAGCGCACGCCCGGACGCGCAGCCGGCAUGGUGGCCACCGCCUGGGUCAUCGCCAUCUCCAUCUCCCUGCCGCCUCUGUUCUGGAGGCAGGUGAAGGCGGAGGAGCUGACCAGCUGCGGCGUCAACACGGAUCACAUCUUCUACACCAUCUACUCCACCUUCGGGGCUUUCUACAUCCCCACGCUGCUGCUCAUCGUCCUCUACGGGCGGAUUUACGUCGAGGCUCGAAAGCGGAUUCUCAAGCAGUCCCCCAAAAAGGUGGGGAAGCGGCUCACCUCCGCGCACCUGGUCACCAACUCCCCCGGAUCCACAGCCUCGCUGCAGUGCGGGAGGCACGACACGCCGUCCAGCGACACCGGGUCGUCGACGAGCGAGAACCAGGUGAAGGUGACGGUGUCGGACGCGCUCCUGGAGAAGAAGCGCAUUUCGGCAGCGAGGGAGCGGAAAGCCACAAAGACUCUGGGGAUAAUCCUCGGCGCGUACAUCGUGUGCUGGCUGCCGUUUUUCAUAUAUACACUUCUGGUGGCCACGUGCGACACAUGUUUAAACCCCGAGCUAUUUGACUUCUUCACCUGGUUGGGAUACCUGAACUCGCUCAUCAACCCCAUCAUAUACACCAUGUCCAACGAGGACUUCAAAAAAGCCUUCCACAAACUUCUGCGCCUCAGAUGCUGCAGAGUGUGAACACAAUGUUGAUCCAUUCUCAAAUGAAAAUGAUCUAUGUAUUUAUUUUUUCAUCUCAAAUAAAAAGCGAGUAUUACGAAUGCCAGAUAACUUCUGUGAUGCGUAUUAUAGCAAACUAAACUGUGCAUGAUCCUGAACAAUGAACCAUUCGUUUUUGUCUGACGUGGAGAGAAAAGACGCAGCGUAAUUGUAGGUUUAAACAACAAUCACCACCAUGUAUUGUUUCGUUCACGACGCCGUGUCACAGCCCACGAUCGGCGUUCGUCGCUGGGACUGAGUGCUCCAUUCGAAACUAAAUGUAACGCUGACAGCCGAACCUGUAAAGUCCACGUUUUGGCUGCGUAAAAGGAGCCGUAAUUUAUGGGCGCGACGACUUUACGCACCCCACGGAACCACGUGGUGCUUUUUACCAGCGCUUUAUUCGCAUGUUAACUUUAUUUCUGGAGUCUAACGUGCUCCGCGUGGAGUCCACGAAGUGCGUCAAACCCACACAGUGCUUUAUUCCCAUCAGGCACCACGGACAUCUGACGUCAUUUAUGAAGACCAAAUAAAAACGUUUGGCCAAAUGACCCAGAAUCCUCUUUGCUUUGUGUGUACAGAUGUGGCAAUUUGACAUUUAAACCCUCACAGAACAGCGGGCUGCUGCUACACACGUGUAGCUUCGAAUAAAAGAGUCAGAGUCUACUGGUGCUGGGAGUCGUACUGUACCAGUGUCAAACAAAGAAACUGUAUCUGAUAUUUACCCAGCGACGCAGGUGAUAAGUUCAAUUUUAGUGAACAAACAUCACCUUGUUGUACUUUGUGUGCGGGUCUGUUUGCUGCUGCAUUAAAUAUGUAUCUAUCCACAGUAUGUCCUGUUGCUGUGUGGAAUGGUUGGCACCUCACGGCAGGGGAGACCCAACGGCUGCUCCGGGCCGGAGGCCGGGCCUCGGAGCUGCCGACGCAGCGCCGAGGGUUCGUCAGCGGGAUGCGGAACAAAGCGCGCCGCUCCGGGAGCGUCUUUGUUCGCAUCCAGAGAGAAUGUGCAAUAAAGGCGAUUGGGCACAAGUGCUCCGUGACCGAGGCUUUUCACGCGGUCCGAAGGGGUCCGUGACUCCGAAUCAGCCGUAAACGCUGUGUUUCCUCCAAACUCGAAAGCAGCAGAUGAUGUGACAGCUUGCAGCUUCAUCACUUUCUAACGGUGUUACCUUGAAAUUUAAUAAAAGAUUAUGGCUC
This is a messenger RNA of Betta splendens (Siamese fighting fish), 2756 nucleotides long. RefSeq names its product 5-hydroxytryptamine (serotonin) receptor 1B (gene htr1b). The record is from RefSeq and is a predicted model, not a curated record. Gene Ontology annotation, molecular function: G protein-coupled serotonin receptor activity. Bases 417 to 1541 code for a protein of 374 amino acids. Gene Ontology annotation, cellular component: plasma membrane. The transcript has a single exon. Lineage: Eukaryota; Metazoa; Chordata; Actinopteri; Anabantiformes; Osphronemidae. Gene Ontology annotation, biological process: regulation of behavior; chemical synaptic transmission; bone remodeling.